This is a messenger RNA of Populus nigra (black poplar), 468 nucleotides long. RefSeq lists its product as uncharacterized. The record is from RefSeq and is a predicted model, not a curated record. Lineage: Eukaryota; Viridiplantae; Streptophyta; Magnoliopsida; Malpighiales; Salicaceae.
AAGGUGAAGUUUCUAAAAAAAAAAUCCUUCUGUUGUGUAUCCCCGAUUAAUGUAGCCUCAGAUGUUUCAAUUGUCGAUUCUAGCAUUGAGCGAAAAGGCUACACCUAUAGCUAUGGGUUAUGUAUUGCAGGUUAAUCCUGCUCCACUAGUACCACUAUGCAGCAUAGAGGAAGAAGCACUACGCUUAGGAAUCAACAGCAUGAAAACUUUGCUAUAAUUUCCCUUUUCCUUAUUGGGAUCGGGACUAAGAAGAAUGGUUGGCACAACAAAUAUCCAUCUCAUUCAUGCUUUGGAUACCCCAUAUAACCAUCGAAGACUGUUGAAGUGACUAAUUCCUAGAAAUUAAGGGAUGUUGAGGACAAAGAAAUUGUUGGAGUUAACGUAACAUUUUUCUAUUUUUAUAUAGUACCAACAUCUUGGAUGUUAAUAAACGAUCUUUUGCAGGAAGGUUGGCUAGAGAUUUCUUGU